Molecule: messenger RNA, 4989 nt
Organism: Epithele typhae
Lineage: Eukaryota; Fungi; Basidiomycota; Agaricomycetes; Polyporales; Epitheliaceae
Product: beta and beta-prime subunits of DNA dependent RNA-polymerase
Exons: 20
Coding region: 1-4989 (1662 amino acids)
Biological process (GO): DNA-templated transcription
Cellular component (GO): RNA polymerase I complex
Molecular function (GO): DNA-directed RNA polymerase activity; DNA binding
Source: RefSeq, a predicted model, not a curated record
AUGAACAUCUCCCACGCAAUUCCAUCCACGGUCGAGAGCGUUUCCUUCUCGUUCCUCACAACAGAAGAUGUCCGGCGCAUUUCCGUCAAGCAAAUCGUGAACCCCGUUCUCCUCGAUGACCUCGGACGACCAAAUGUAGGAGGUCUCUAUGACCCUUCUUUGGGGCCAAGUGACAAACAAGACAUUUGCGCGACAUGCCGCUUGUCCUACUUCACAUGUCCGGGACAUUUCGGCCACAUCGAGCUCCCCGCCCCGUUCAAGCUCAGUCGAUUUGUGCUGUGCAAAUUCGUCGCGAAACUGCGUCUGCUGGAAUUCGGGUUCUUGGUGGCUGCGAAGGCCCUGGACGAUAUGCACUACAGCACCAAGAGGACUCGCAACGUUGAAGACGGCGAUGAUGAGGAUCCUACCGAAUCCUACGAUGCUUAUGAGCAGCGAAUCAACCUCUACGUCGCAGCCCACCUAACUACGGCUUCAGGCAGCAAACGCGAUGCGUACAAAGAUGGUCUUGUGUACCAGGCAAGGAAGGACGUGAUUCACGACUUCGUCAAGGCUUCAAUGACAAGAAAGUGCCAGAACGAGAGCUGCAGAGCUUUCGGCUACACGUUCCGCAAGGAAGGGUACACGAAGAUCAUCGAGUACGACCUGACCCCAAAGCAGAAGCUGCAGCACGACGCCGCCGGGUUGAAGCGACCUGAUGUGAUGCUCGACCAGUCAAGAACCAACACCGCCGCGAAGUCGAAGUCGCAAACCAAUGGUCGAACAGGAGACUCGUCGGAUGAAGACUCGGACAGCGAGGAAGAGGAGGCCGGCGACGACGUCUUCACAGACAACGACGAGGAAAGCCCCGUACAUGUUAAGUUCGGUCCUGCAAAGUCGGCCAGCGGCAAGGUUAAGGGCGCCCGUGGCCGCAACGAACGUGUCAUCACUCCUGAGGAGUGCAGGGCUCACCUGCGGCGACUGUUCGCCAACGAAUCCAUCAUGUGCUCGCUCCUGUUCGGGCGGCAUGGCCCAUUUGCCCCUCUCACGCAGCACAAUCUGUCCCUCGCUUCCGCGGACAUGUUUUUCAUGGAGGUCCUCCCUAUCAGCCCCACACGUUUCCGUCCACCUGCAAAGAUGGGCGACAUGCUCUUCGAGCACCCUCAAAACGAAUUGCUAUCAAAGGUUCUCUCGACAUCGUACCGGUUGCGCGAUCUUAAUGUCAACCUCCGGGCGGCGUCGGUGAAAGGUUCCGAUCUGCAGGUCGACGUCAACAGUUACAUUGACAGCAGCAAGAACCCUCAGCCCAUCCGCCAGGGUCGCUUGCCGCCCGCCGGUGUUAAGCAGGGCCUAGAGAAGAAGGAAGGUCUAUUCCGGAAGCAUAUGAUGGGGAAACGUGUCAACUAUGCCGCCCGAUCUGUCAUUUCUCCCGACGUCAACAUCGAGCCGAACGAAAUCGGCAUACCUCCAGUGUUCGCCCGGAAGUUGACCUUCCCGGAACCUGUCACGCCGAAUAACCUCCAGGAGUUGCGACAGUAUGUGAUCACUGGCGCUCGCGGCUACCCCGGCGCUACGAUGGUGGAGUAUGAAGACGGUCACCUACAGUUCCUGGACAAGCUCACGCUGGAGCAACGUACGGCCAUUGCGAACCAGCUAUUGACGCCGCAAGAAGGGUCGCAUGGGUCGAGCCAACAGCAUGGAUUGUAUACGUCAACCCCAGCUAUCAACAAGAAGGUCUACCGACAUCUGCGCGACGGGGAUAUCCUUAUCCUAAAUCGACAACCGACGCUCCACAAGCCCAGUAUGAUGUGUCACAAAGCGCGGGUUCUUCAGGGCGAGAAAACGAUUCGUAUGCAUUAUGCCAAUUGUAAUUCCUAUAACGCGGACUUCGACGGUGAUGAAAUGAACAUCCAUUUCCCUCAGAACCAAGUGGCGAGAGCGGAAGCGUACUACAUCGCGAAUACCGACAAUCAAUACCUCGUUCCGACGUCGGGCAAGCCUCUCCGUGGUCUCAUUCAGGAUCAUGUCGUUGCCGGCGUUUGGAUGACCGCGCAGGAUGCGUUCUUCACCCGAGAAGAAUAUUUCCAACUUCUUUACGGCGCGCUGCGGCCAGAAACGUCUCCCGAGCAGUUCAAUGGUCGUCUGGUGACACUGUCUCCAACCAUAUGGAAGCCAAGGCCACUCUGGACGGGCAAACAAAUCAUCUCGACCAUCAUGAAGAACAUCACGCCGCAAUCCUUUGAAGGACUCAAUCUUCACGCUCAGGCAAAAGUACCGGGCCACCUGUGGGGCAAGAAUUCCAAGAGGAUCAAGUGGUUUUUAUGGAUGGCGAACUGCUCUGCGGCGUCCUGGACAAUGCACUCCGUGUACGAACUCUAUGGCGCGGACGUUGCGGGAAAACUUCUUGGAAUCCUCAGUCGGCUGUUCACGAAAUUCCUGCAACACCGCGCAUUCACAUGUCGGAUGGACGACCUCGCCCUGACACCCGACGGCAACGCCCGGCGUGCGGACAUCCUGGUCAAAGGAGCGAAUCUCGGCACGGAGGGCGCCACCGAGAACUUCCCUGUGCUCAAGACCACAGCCGAAGAAGACAAGGCCGCGGUCCUGCGUUCUCUCCUGGAAGACGUGCUUCGAGACGACAGCAAGAUGGCCGGUCUUGACGUAACAGUAAAGGGCAAGCUCGCGAAACUUACCAAGUCCAUCGCGGAUGCGGUCAUGCCACAUGGUCUGCUGCGCCAGUUCCCCCACAACCACAUGCAAGCGAUGACAGUGUCCGCAAGAACUGAAGGCCGCCGUGUUCCUGUUAUGGUCAGCGGGAAGACGUUGCCGUCCUUCAAGCCGUUCGAGACUCGUGCCAUCGCGGGCGGCUACGUUGCGAGUCGCUUCCUCACUGGCGUCAAGCCCCAGGAAUUUUUUUUCCAUUGUAUGGCGGGUCGUGAAGGUCUCAUCGACACGGCUGUCAAGACGUCGCGUUCCGGAUACCUCCAGCGCUGUCUGAUCAAACACCUCGAAGGCAUCCGUGUCCACUACGACAACACCGUCAGGGGGAGCGACUCGUCGAUCUACCAGUUCAACUACGGUGGCGACUCCCUCGACGUGACCAAGCAGAAGCACCUGCUCCAGUUCGAGUUCAUUGCGCGUAAUGAGCGUUCUUUUGUGCAACGGCUCCGCCCUAAGGAGCUCCACAGCUUCAUCAACGAAGAUGCAGUCGACUACAUGAAGAAGAUCGUCAAGUACAAGGACAGGAAGGAGAAGCGCGACAAGAUGGCUAUCACAAUGUCCAAGUACCCCCCGCAACGCUGCCUCGGCAGCACCUCAGAGCUCUUCGCUGACAAGGUGCACGAAUACAUCAUCAAGAACCCGCACGGGCUCAUCAAGGACAAGGACCCCGCCCGCUUCCGCCCCAAAAGUAGUAGAUUGACGCUCACUAAGAAGCAGUUCCAGGUCCUGGCGAAUGUCAAAUACAUGCGUAGUCUAGUUGAGCCAGGGGAAGCCGUCGGUCUUCUCGCAUCGCAAGGUGUCGGCGAGCCAUCAACGCAGAUGACCCUCAACACUUUCCAUUUCGCAGGCACGUUCACCGCACGCCGGCACGGCGCCGCGAAUGUUACCCUUGGUAUUCCUCGCCUUCGCGAGAUCGUGAUGACCGCGUCCCAGAAGCCAAAGACGCCCUCAAUGACCGUCAAAGUUCCGUCGGGAGCCCGGCUGUCAGACCUCCAGAGCUUCUGCAAGCAGGCGAGCCGACUCGCUCUCUCACACGUCGUCGACAAGGUCAGCGUAACCGAGCAGCUAGUCCUCAAGGGGGAGUCUCGGAGCAAGGAGUUCACCAUCCACCUGGCGUUCUUUCCCCGCGCCGAGUACGAGGAGGAGUACGACGUCACACCCGUCGAGAUCAUGUCCGCGUUCGCUGUCAAGUUCCCGAACAUCUUCAAGAAGGAGCUCCAGAUGGAGCUCAAGAAGCUCGACGCGGACCUGAAGAGCCAGAAGUCAGACCUGGGCAAGGGCCGGACGGUGCGCGAUCAGGUCGGCGCGGUCGCGGGCGACGAAGAUGAGGACGGCGAGGAGCCCCGGGUCCGCGGGCGGGACGACGACAACGACAACGAAGGCAGCGAGAUCGGAGACGGGGACGCGACAAGCUCGAAGAUGAAGCUCCAGCGGAAGGAGCAGGCGACGUACGAGGACGAGGACGAGGAUGAGGAGGACGAGGAGGCUGAGCGGAUCGGCGAGCUCGACGCGGACAUCGAGCGUGACUAUGCCGAAGAGGGCUCAGACGAGGAGAUGGACGUGGACGAGCCUGGACCUUCGCUCUCGGACGAGCACGAACGGGUGGAACAGAAAUUCAUGGAGAAUCUGCCCAGCGCCACGUCCUUCACGUUCCGUGAAUCGGGGUGCACAAUUGGCCUCCAGUUCGGGUCCACCAUGCCGAAAUUACUCCUGGUCGGGCUAGUCGAGCGAGUCUGCCUGAAAACGGUCGUCCGAGAGAUCCCAGGCAUUAGCGACUGUUUCAUGAAGGAGGAUGAAGGGAAGAAUGGCGAAAAACUCCAUUCUCUCCUGACCAAUGGCUCCAACAUCCCCGGCCUCUGGCAAUUCGCUUGCGGACGUGGCGAAGACAUCAUCGACCAGAACGGCAUCUACACGAACGAUAUCUACGCGCUUCUGUGUGCAUACGGCGUGGAGGCCGCGCGCCGCGCCAUCCUGCAGGAAAUCGGCGGCGUCUUCGCCGUGUACAAGAUCGACGUGGACAUGCGUCACUUGGAGCUUAUCGCCGAUUACAUGACAUUCGACGGCGGCUACAAGCCGUUUAACCGGAAGGGGAUCUCGACCAACCCAUCGCCGCUGCUCAAGGCGUCGUACGAGACCACGGCGGCGUUCCUCUCGGACGCGACGUUGCACGGCGACUUCGACGACCUGACUACGCCGUCCGGGAACAUUGUUGUGGGCCGUCUGAGCCACACAGGGACGGGCGUGUUCGACGUCGUGGUGCCGACUGCGCGCGUGACUGGGGCGAUGUCAUAG